UGCAGAUAACUGGGAGUGGCCGCCACAGAAUCAGUAACUACGGUUGAUUCGCUGCUGCUCUCACACUUCCUCGCUGGAGUUUGCUGAGCACGGUGGAUGCUUUGUGGUUUCUCAGCCGGGUCAGGCUCCCAGACUGACUAAGGAGCGAAAGCCCCUGGGAAGCGAAUGAAGAAACACCUCCUACUACACUUCACGUACAGGGGACUUGUCAGAAAAGGGAAAAAGAGCAAGAGGCGAAAAUGGCCAAUUUCAUCAUCCGAUCAGCUGCGCCCGGCGACUGUAAGGACAUCCUACGACUCAUAAAGGAAUUGGCAAAAUACGAAGAUAUGGAAAAUCAAGUAGUGCUAACUGAGACAGAUCUCUUAGAAGAUGGCUUUGGGGAACAUCCGUUCUACCGUUGUCUUGUUGCGGAAGUGCCGAAGGAGAACAAGACUGUUGAUGGAUACACAAUUGUUGGCUUUGCUAUGUACUACUACACGUAUGACCCGUGGAUAGGAAAACUACUGUACCUCGAAGACUUCUUUGUGAUGAAUGAGUUCAGAGGGUCUGGUAUUGGGUCAGAAAUAUUCAAGCACCUGAGCCAAAUCGCUGUGAAGUGUCGCUGCAGCAGCAUGCACUUCCUGGUGGCAGAAUGGAACGAACCAUCCAUUAGAUUCUACAAGAGACGUGGGGCAUCCGAUCUCUCCACUGAGGAAGGGUGGCGCCUCUUUAAAAUUGACAAAGAGUACUUGUGUAAGAUGGCAAAUGAGGAGUAAUAACAAGAGCCUCGGAGAGAAGAUUUUUGCUUAAUAAAUUUGUUUUUGUUGCUUGCUUAUUCUUCAGUCUUUGCACGGUGACUAAUUCCAAAGCUUUCAUACCAGCGACAUUGUAGCAUAAACUGAUUCGUCACCCAUCCACUUUCUCCAGCGAUGUCUUUCUCUUCGGUCGGAGACUUUUCCAGAGCUCUAUAAACGUGAGAUCCUCAGUUGUGUGUGUAUAUAUGUAACUUCAUUCUUGUAAGUCAUUGGAUCGUGUACAAUGUACACACUGGUAUUUGGAGGUUUUGUAUCAUUAACCUGUUUUUACAAAUUAAAGAGCAGCACUUGUUCUGUG
Pseudophryne corroboree (corroboree frog) is the source of this 1092-nucleotide messenger RNA. RefSeq names its product diamine acetyltransferase 1-like. NCBI's taxonomy places the organism in Eukaryota, Metazoa, Chordata, Amphibia, Anura, Myobatrachidae. The transcript is spliced from 6 exons. Gene Ontology annotation, molecular function: spermidine binding; diamine N-acetyltransferase activity. The record is from RefSeq and is a predicted model, not a curated record. Bases 240 to 755 code for a protein of 171 amino acids.